AUGGACAAAGAACAAGCGUUGCCAACCCUGUAAUAGUAAGAGAAGGAGCUUGAAAAGAAGCGUACAAAACAAGGCUUGGAUUUGCAUUUCAAAUUAUUUAAUGAUCUCUUGAAAUUAAAAUAUGCCUCAUACACAAAGACAGCAUUAAUGCUAAUUAUAGCAUUUAUCCAUCACUUUCUGACAUAAAUAAGAUAGUACUUAAAUAACUAUUUUCAGAUACAAGAGCUUAAUAAACAUUCACUAUUAAACUGAAUCGACGAUCCUUGAUUAAAUGAUUGACUUUUGCACUUAUUUCGACAUCCAGGGCUUAUUGAGACAGGAUAUUACAAUAAACUACAUAAUGUUGUCAGUUUUUUUAUUAGCCACAAUAGGAAAUACUAUUCUCUACUUCAUCCUUUAUAUAUUAUAAGGAGAUGAUUAUAGAGUUCGUAAGAGAUUUUUGGGGAAGGUAAUUUGAUAAGUUUGUAUGUAGAAAUUCGUACAAUUGUCAGAAUGGUAUGUGUGGUUAUUACAUUAUCCAGCAAUGGUUGUGUUUUUUGAGAAUAUGGUUUGUGGACCUACAAUAGACUGUACAAAAUCGUCAGUAAGAGAUAUUAUGAUAUCUCUGUCUGUGAUAGGGUAAUUUGGAUGAAUUAAGUCUUAGGGUGUUUUUUGGAACAUUAAACAAUUGUUUCUUGAGUGUCUUUUUUCAUAACAACAUCAAUUAGAAGAAGGACUGUUUUAAUACUGAGAACUCACUUUAUCUGGUAGCCUUUCAAAUAUUCCGUACGAUUCAGGCAUUUCUCUUAACUUUCAAGUUCAUAUAUAAAUUAUUUUCAUAGUUCAAGUGAAUAUGCAUUUGUUUGGGUGAUGCUCAUUGUAAUAUUUUUUGGGUAUAGUUAUUUUUUGAUGAAUUGUCUAUUCUUUAGUGGUUACAUGGCAUUUGCAACAACUUCGGUUAGGAACACAUUUUAAAUCUUAUUGAUAAUUAUGGUUUCAACUAGUUUUUCGAUGAUAGUAGAUGAGUUGUAUAGGUAUAAUACAGCCAAACACUAAUUUGAGAAUUUUAGCAUAUUUUUUACUGUUUCUUUUAUAUUCCUUUGUUGUUGUUUUACUUAUAAUUUGAAGAAUUCUAAUUUUAAGGAUAUAAAUUUUGAAAAUGCAGAGGAUAAUCAGAUAAACAAAUAAAUGUUCAUAAUGAGUACUCUUUUAGAAGUAUCGAAUUAGGAUAUCAAUGUUGAUUUAUUCUUCAAGGGAAUUCUCUAAAGACAUAUGGAAGUCGAUUGUAGACACACAGUAAUACAAGGAGAAGGUAGAUGUUUUUGUAAGAAGAAAAAGAUAUUUGAUUCUAAGAAGAAGAAAGAAGUAAUUUUGGAUGAUUGGUUGAUUCAUAAAAACAUAUUUGUUAAAUUCCUAAUGAAAUCAUGGAUUGAAAUUAAAUUAAAUCAGAAUCCUAAUUCGGUUGAAUUGUUGAUACUGUAUGCUAGAUUUAUGUUUUAUAAGUUCCAAAAUCAUUAAGUUUCAUUGCACAUAUUAUCAGAAUUAGAAAAGCGUUUUCUCUUCAUAAUCAAUAGAUAUAAAGCAUAUCAGUUGAAGACUUAGAUUAUGAAAUAUGUUAAGCAUAGAAAUUAAUAAAGUUAUCGAGAAAAAUUAGAGACCCAGAAUGCACUAUAUAUUGAGGAUAUAAUAGACACAAUAAAGAAGAAUAUUAACAAUAUAAUGAUUCAGAAUUGUGUAUUUUGGAAAUGUUUAUAGAAAGAAGUUAUUGAUUUGGAAGAAUUGGAUGAAUUACUUAAGAAUCAAUUUGAUAAAAUAGAGUCUACGAAUCAGUUGUGGGUCUAAAUACAAAAUUAUCUUGACUUUAAAAAGAAGUGGAAAUUCUAUUAUGCUUGGUUUACUCUCUAUAUUGAGAAUAAGAAACUGAAGAAUAAAAUAUUGGAUAACUUUUAGGGACUGUCUGUUAAUGAGAAUGAUAUUUUCUCUGAGGAACUUCAAGAAAACAAUUUGGAAGAAGACAUAGCUAGCAUUAAAUCUGAUCAAGAACAAAAAAUAGAUAUGGAUAAAAUUGAUAUCAAGAGCAAGCGCAUAGUAUUUGAUAAAAAAGCAUGUAUAAUCUAAACCAGUGAUGAUCCAGAUGCCAUCAUUAUUAAAGUGAAUAAAUAAUUCACUAAGAUCUUUGGAUAUACAAAAGAAGAAGUUUCUAUGAAAUUCCCAAUUGCAUAAUUGAUGCCUGAUAUCUAUUCAAAAGUGCAUCCAUCUUUAUUAAAUGAUUACAGAUUGACUGGAAAAGGACAUUCCCUAUAUUCCCAAAGAAAGGUGUAUUGUAUACAUAAAACUGGAUAUAUGUUUACAGCAUAGAAGUUCUUGAAAUUGUAUGUGGAUUUGAAUGGAUGUUCUUAGUUUGUUGUAAUGUUAAGACCUACAGAUAUCAACAAUGAAAAAAAACAUGAUGUGAUAAUCUUGAAUUCAGACUGGGAAAUCAAUGGAAUGACUCCAAAUGUUAUUCAAUCAUUACAAAUUGAUUAGGAUUUAUUCCAAAAAUAAAAAGUAUAAACACUGGUUAAUUUACUACUAUUUGCACCUAAAUUAAUAUAAUUUAGCAGAGCCUGUUCAUUAAUAAACGAAUAAACUGAUUUAGAAUUAUUUGGUAUGUAAAAAAUUAAGAAAAGACGAGAGUAGACAAUUAAAUCAAUUAAAUCAAAUAUGCUAUAGGACAAAAUCAAAAUUUAAGUAAAUAUGGCUCAUUCAGGAUCAAGUAAUUAAGGAAUUCCUAAAAGUGCCAAUGCCAUAUCCUCAGAUGAUUAACAAUCUAAUUAUCAUUAAAUGCAAUCAUUAGAAGUGCCUGAAGAUAAAUAGUUCUUUCAAUAUGCUAGUAGUGUUAGUGAUAAAAACGAGGCUCAAGAUUUCAAGCAUCAAAUUGAUUAGUAUUCAGAAAUGCAAAAUAAUAUGAAUGAAUAAUUGAAUAAAAAGGUAGAUGAAUAAAUCAAACAAAUGUAAGAGACCUAAUAUCAAAAUAAUUAUAAAAGAAUUCAAACCAAAUUCGAUAAUAAUCAAGGAGACGCUAGUGAUGAUAAUCUUAGUAGAGAUGAAAUUAUCAAAAUGAAAGGAUAAUUUAUAUUAGAAGGCAAAGUAAAUAAUGGAGAACCCAUUACUUUUCAUAUGAAACUAUCUGAUCAAUUUAUGACAGCUUGUAAACAUUAUUCUGAUUCCAAAUAUAAGUUAUAUUAAAUUAAAAAGUAACAAGAUGAUGUAAAAUAUAUCAAUAUUUUAGCAUGUAAAAUAAGAAGAAAAGCAAGAUCAAGAAAAAGAAAAUAAAAAAUCCAAGGUUAACGAAUCCAAGCAAUUAGUCAAAUAGGGAACUUAACAAAGAGAAUUCAAAAAGAAAGCUCGUUUGAUGUUUUAAAAAGCAGCAGAAAGAAGAAAAAAUGAUGAAGACAGAAGUUAUUAUGAAUUGAUCAAAGAAAUAUAUAGGGAUAUAUUGAAAAACCAAACCAAAGUUAAAUCUUAUAAAAUCAUUUGCACUAUGUCAUUUUACAAAAUUAGAGAUGAGAGAAUUGGCAUUAUGAAAGUUACCAAUAUUCAAGAGAUCUUAAAAAAUAAAAUAAGACCUGCUGCCAAAAAACAAUCACAAAUGUUGCAAAAAGGCUAUUCAAGGGGUAUUUUGAAUUAUUAUAUUCUAGACUUGUCUCAUUUGCGCAGUAUCUAAAAUAUUGAUGGACCAAAAUAUAUGACAAUGACUAGUGAUGGAGAAAGUAAAAUAAUAUCUCCUCCCUUACCAUAUUCUACAUAACCAAAUUCUAAGAGUAAUAUCAAAAUUAAUAAUAAUAAAUCUCAUGGACUUGGGUAUCAAUUAUAAAAAGAGGAUAACUUAGAAGACCCAGAUGAUAAAGAUGCUUUAGUCAAUUAUAAAGGUUAACCUAAAAUGAUUAAUUGGGAAACUUUUUAGAAUUAAUUUAAAAUGUAAUAAGGCACACAAAGUUUUUCUCUUAAUGUUCUUGACAAUAUUUUUAGAAAAGAAGACAAUAACAAACCAAGAAAAUUCUUAGUGAAAAUAUCAUAUUUGAGUUGGUUUCUCAGAUUCAUGUACAUCACCAUUUUGACCUUGAAUCUAAUCACGUACUUUCUUAAACCUUACACUGUAAUUAUUCUAUUAUUUAUAUAUAUUAGGAUUUCAUACCAAUUAAGAAUCAAUCUUCUAGAAUAUUUCAACUUUCUUAAAUGCAAACAUAUUUAAUUGAAGCAUAUGACACAGUAAUGGAUAUCCUGUUAUAUAAAGAUGCUGAUUUUACUACCUUAUUAGUAAAUGGAGUUGCUCUAUAAACAUAAGAGGAAUUCUUUUCUUAUCAAACAAAAUAAAUUGAUUCUGGAUAUGAGUUUAUCAAAUAGCAAAUGAAUGAUCUAGAUUAAUAAGACACAUUUUUAGAUGACACCAUAUUCUUUAGUAAUUCUGUUAUUGAUGAAACUAUUUUUGAUAUCUAAAGUGUUCCUAUAACUCUAGAUUAUAAAGAUGCUUUUACUAAGGUUAUUUUGGUAGAACAUCAGAUAUCCAUCAUGACAGCAGAACAAUUAAUUUAAUUGACUGACAGCAACUCUCUUGUGAAAUACAUUAGGAAGGUCACGAUACCUACUAUAUACGAAGAGCUAAACACUGCUAUCAUAAUACUCUAAGAAAUGUUGAAUGAUAAAUCGAACUCUAUGUCCAACUUUGUAAUUACUGUACUAAUUAUGGAAUCAUGCAUAUUUAUUAUUGGCUUUUUUGGAUUGUUAUUGAUUAUAGUGUGGAUAUGUCAAACUUUUAAGGCUGUAUUAAAAAUGUUUAUAAUGAUUAAGAAGAAUGAUCUCAAUAAAAUUGUCAAAUAGUAAUAAUUUGUGUAGACUUAAUUUCAGUAUAUUUUGGCAAAAGAUGAUGAGAUAUCAGGAAUUAAUCCUCAGUAUGAGAAAAAAUGUAUAAUUAAUAACAAAACUAAUUACUAAUAAUAACAGAAUUUUUUGUUGAUCAAUGAAAUUGAAGAUUAAAAUAUUAUGAAAAGAAAAGAAAAAAAAAUUCUAGAAAAACAGUUACUUAGAAAACUCACAAUUAAAAUGUCUUUUAUUUACAUCUUAUUUGUUGUGGUUUCUUCAUCAGCUUCCUUAUUAUUCUUUAUGACAUUAAGUGACUCAUCAAAAAAAAUAACUUAGGUAAUUUCUAUUGGCUAAAAUUCUAUAUUUGAUUUUAGUGAUAGUUAACUAUUAUUAGUUUCUGUAAAGGAAAGAUUCUUUAACACUGAGGAGUAUGACUCAUAAUGUUUACCUACUAUUAAAGACAUUUUAGAAUCAUAAGUUUCAGAUAUCAAUGUGGCCCCAUCAAUAGAUAAUCCAAAUUAUGGUAGCUAUUAUGAUAGUUUCCAAUCAAUUUAUUUCAAUAAUCUAUGUUUAUACCUUUAUGAAAAUGCUUUCCUUGAUGAUGUAGCGUACAAAGAUUGUGAAACUAUGUUGAAUGGAAAAUUAAAGCAAGGAAUAGUCGCUUUUAAUCAACUAUAUUCUUCAGUAACUCAGGGUAUUUUAUAAUUUAUGAAUUUUAGAUUAUGUUUUGAACAAAGAAUCAAGAUUUGGUUAAAUUAAUUUAGAAUCUAUUUGGCAGUAUAAUGUAGCUAUAGAUUAUAUAAAAUCGGCAUUCAAAGUGCUUUUGACUAGUUGGUCUAAUGAUUUGGGAUCUCUAAUCGAUGAGGACUAUACUUUAAUAUUGGUGUUGUUAAUAGUGAUGGUAGUGUUUUAAUUUUUAGUGUUUAUAAUUGUAGCAGAGAUGUACUUAGUUAAUUAAUUAAAUAAAACAUUUUAGUUUUACAGAAAGAUUUAUAAAUCCUACAUGCCUAAUGAUAUAAUUCAAAAAGAGAAGAUCAUAAGGGCUUCACUAAUCAAAUACAAUAUAAUAAAACGAUGA
Paramecium octaurelia is the source of this 5899-nucleotide messenger RNA. NCBI's taxonomy places the organism in Eukaryota, Ciliophora, Oligohymenophorea, Peniculida, Parameciidae. The record is from the annotation of a GenBank genome assembly.